ACUACAAGUAUUAACAUCUAAAGUGGAAGCGGCGGACUUUCGAACUCAUCUAGUUGAUGCGCCAUGGCUUCCGGACAUGUUUUGGAUGAUUUCUAAAUGGAUUGAGGAUUAUGGCGCAGGUGAGACAGGAGCCUGGUGAUGAACUUGCUGGUGACCGUGUGGGGAUUGCUUCUAGUGCUCCUGUUAGCAAGUACUCUUUACGCUCUUUGACUACAGCCCGAACAUUGGAACCCCAAAGACAUAGACCAACGGUCCCUCCCAAACCUCCAGACCUAAACUGUAGGCCUAUUGCUCCGAAACCCCUUCUUGUUCCCCACCAUUCACUUGAAUUCAGUCUUCGGUGGACCAGCCCUAUGCUUAUUACUGACUCACCCCUACCUACGGAACAGACUCCGCGAGAUUCUAACUACGUUUUGUUCUCUCUAUAUGGGCAAUACACCGCUGCUCCGUCCAAGGCUGCUGGUGAACAGCGGACGAAUUACGCCAACGCUGUUAUUCCUCAGAAACGCUUAAGGGUUCUUGGUCGCCAAACUCUUUUUCUGAAGGAUGCGAUACCGAAGAAUCGAGCAGGGAAGUCGGCUCAGAUCGGCUUUCAGAACCCAACUGAUUCUUUAGAUGUCUCUCCUACAUCGGCCGUCCCAACAUCGACUACCGAUCCACACUCCGAUAGUGUGUGGUCUUGUUCUCAUACUGCUGUCCCUCCUGAAGGUGUUCAAUUGCCUAGCCAUAAGUCAUUCGGUAAUUCAUCAGAGCAGCCCGCUUCACCCGAAACCAUCGCAUGUGGUCGUCUUCGCCCGUCUGCCAGGUUGUUGGUGCGCAUCGGGCAUGAACUCACUCGCGCUCAGUACCGCCACAUGACAGUGAUCGAAUGUGGCUGUGGCUUAGUUCGAUCUCCGAAAUCAGUUGGGGAAGGAGAGCGUGCAGUUUCAGAGUGUGUACACGUUACUACGGACGUCUGUCGUCCUGCAACCUCCGUGCCCCACCUAGAGUGGCGACCUAAAGAUCCUCAUCAGCGCUGGACGCGCGUUCGUGAUCUGUGCAAAACUCACAAUUGCCCAUUCAUUCCAACGUCUAUAUUUUUACUGCAUCGGCAUUUGGAACUCGGCCAUCAAAGCCUGCUCAGAUGUAUCAGCUUUCGAAGCCUUGCGCCAGAGGAUGGCUCGGUUACCCUGGCCGAGGAAAAAGAAGCAAUCCUUGGUUCGACCUCAAAAUUGGCCGCUCCAAUGAUUCUCAACGUUUUUUCUCUUGGCACUCGCAAAAUAAAGUGCCCUGUUUGUGACGAUAGGAAUUAUGAAACCAACACUGUCCUCAAGCAUAUUAGGAGCGUGCACCCCUUCCUCGCUCCGCAACCUAUGGAGGUCCCGUCGAACCACCUGUGUGCCAUAUGCGGUUGCCCCUUACGCGGUAAAAGUGGCCCGGGAAGACCUCAGUUUACUCUUUGUGGUGCCUUGAUUCACUCACAGUGCUCCCCUCGGACUACUGCUUACCAGUACGCGGCUUGGUCGGGACAUAAUGCCCACCCAUUGGCAUGCUUGAUGCUGCACCCAAACCAACAUUCCAGGGUCGCGUUUCCCACUUCGACUGUCUCACAAAUGUACCGGUAUGCGGACUACAUUCUCUCCACAAACGUUUCUCGAUUGCGGCUGUGGUCCAUUGAGUCCUACACCUUACGAUGCAGCUUGGCCAUCUCCUCUCUAUACGGUGAUUUGAUCACACUCGACGUUAACAAUCUUGUAGCUCCCACGAAAACUCUGGCGCCAUACAAGCUUGGUAGUACUGUUAGUCCAAAGGUAGCGAUCCCGCCGUAUAAAAGUCCCUCCAAUGGAUCACAUUUGGAUGUGGCUGUGGAAGGUGUAUCAGACGGUACUACUUUGCAUCGCGAUAGCAACGCUUCUGCAAUUGCGAAUACUUCGCAUUCGAUUAUUGCAACGUCCGAUGCUGAUAAGAGUCACGUUAUCAGUCCCCCUUGUUCGUCUUCUCUCCCAUCUUCGGCUUCCGAACCACCUGUUGCUUGUACUACAUCCGCAGUUGUCGAUGCACGAGCCAGCCGGAAGCGCAUGUCUGUGGACAAUGCAGAGUUCGAUCCGACGGUUUGCAAGAAAACAUAUGUUCUAUCUGCUUUAAACGAGCCAACAUCCUCCUCAUCUGCUCUGCCAGUUGAGACGAAUCUAUUGCCAAACGGAUUAUCAAAAGCCACAGGUCCUUCUUCGAAUGAUCCACUGCUUGCCACACGCCGCAGUCAUCCGGUCAUUGCAAGACGGUGUGAACUGUGCAGUAUGCCCGUCUUUGUGCAAACGCAUCGACUGCACUUGGUCGAAGUUCAUCGGCGCAAACUUGGUUUUGCACCGACCAACUACUGUAUAAUGUGUGGUCAGUUGUCCUGGACCGUCGAGGGCAAUCAGUCGCAUCAACGAGUCCGUUGUUUCGUAUGCUCCACCACUGCUGUUUGCAGGUCCACAUUGUACAUCCAUUUAGCCAUAAAGCAUCCGGUGAGUUAUCUUUUUCUAAAAACAUUCUCAGAUCCUUGGCCUGCGUUUCUCCGUCAUUGUUUCUCCCAUCUUUCCAAUACUCCGGUAGUCCAUCUAAUUACAGAAGUGUUAAUAGCUCCGGCUGGUCUCUCUGGCCUAGACCCCAUCUAUAGGUACGCUCCGAGUCGAACGCGUAGGGCAAUUAUCACCUUAAAGGGCUCCCUGCUUUUGCGUCACGUAGACUUGAAUUGCUUGCACCGUUAACUGUCGCCUGACUAAUUCGCUCAUCUUUCUUUCGCUCUACAGUUUCACUUUGUGUUUCCGUGAUCCUUUUGUCCAACUUCUACGAGGUUGAACUAAAUUAGUUUGCUAGAAUCGUUAAAAAUAAAAGAUGCUUCUUAACCUUUUCGCUUGAAGCGCUGUGUUUCGAUCCUGCAUCUAUUCCCAAUAAAUAUGUGUACAUUUUACGUAUCCCAUACUCGAACACCACAAGCUGCGUCUGCGUCUACGCUGACUUGUCGGAUAUCGUUCUGGCAACAACUGGCGUUCAUCAGCGUUGUCUGAUUUCUUCGUUUUUAUUCAACUUCGUCGUGCACGGCAUCAAAUAGGGUUCCCUUGCGGAAUCUUGCGGUGCAAGCAUUGAAGUGCUGCCUGAUGAUAAGCUACUCGAUCUUGAUUAUGUGGACGAUGUUGUUCUGCUUUUUAACGAUGCUGUGGCGGCACAAUUAAUCCUAAAUAACCUCUAUUGUGGUAUGCGUUUCGCACCUUCAAAGUGCUAAGUGUUGCUUCAGUUUCACCAGCCACUUCAUGACCCCUUGACCCUUGAUGGCGAUGAACUCGAGCUAGUUGAUCAAUUCACUUUCCUUGGCAGCUGCAUCAGCAACGAUAGACACAUAGCAACUCAAGUCAGCUCACAUAUUGCGGAGGUCAGAAUUGCAUUCUUAAAUCUGCGAUUUUUGACGACAGAAAGGAGUUGCCCUCGGUUUGAUAGGUCGUGUAAACAACGCCACAGUGAGGACUGUCCUACUCUAUGGGAGUGGGACUUGGCCCCUUCGGUCUGUAAGUCCGACGCGCCUUCCAGCCUUUGCUCAUCAUUGUCUGCGAUGUAUUGCUGGUGUCGGACAGCACCAGCUUGUCUGCAACGAUUAUGUGCGUAGGCGAGUGCUGGGCAGUGAUAAUCAGGCUAACUCCUUAGAACAACAGAUAGAACUGAAUAAGCUGCGUUGACUUGGGCACGUACUACGUAUGCCUGGUCACCGCUUAUCGAGAAGAACAUUUUUCGUCUGCCAGAUAUAGGGUGGCUCAAAACUCGAGGUGGACAAAGGUUAACUUGGCAGCGGGAAAUGAAGUCACUGACGACCAAACUUGGUACCGUCUCGCCUUCCGGCUGGAGUCCACGUGAUCCACCUUGUGCUUGUUUCUGGAUUACAGGAUAUGGCUCGCAGUCAACACCAGUGGCACCUCUGCUGCCGUCUCCUAGUCGGACACAAGACGCCUUGACCCUGCUUGUUUGUUUAAGGUAGUAGGGUUUUCCGGAAAGUCCCCUUUUUCUCCCGCUUAUUAUUCUUCAUUCCGUAGGUCGUUGUUGUGUAGCAGCGAAGUGUCAGUUCAAAUGGCUGGUGUACUGCUGUUGAUGUUGCAACGAGUAUGUAUGUAGACGAGUUCUAGUUUGUAAUAAUUAAACCUUUUCUCUAGAACAUGAAGCACUGUUCAAAUUAUAUAUGCCCGGUCACUGCUUACUCAGAUGAGUCUUGUUUUAUUUACCGGACGUGGGGUGGCACAGUGGUCGAGAUGGACACAACUUGGCAGCGGGAAAUGAACUCACUGACGACCAUUCUGGAUGCUGUUGGUUUGUCUCGCUCUCAAGGGAGGAGUCCACGUGACGCCUUGUGCUUGGCUUGAGACGUUACAGAACAGUGUUUCGCGGUCGACAACAAUGGCGUGUUUACCAUCAUCUGGUAAUCGAACUGCUUGUUUGAGGCCGUGUUAUCUGCGGAGUAAUAGCUGCUUAUGGGGCGGGACAGUGGAAGGCGCGAGGAAGCUGUCUCACCGAUGCACAAUAGCCAGCUGUUUGGGACGGUAUGUUGUUGACAAGGUGUAGGCGUCUUGACUGAAUGUUUGCUCAUAGCAUUUUUGGUUUUGCACUGGGGCCCCUUCGUUCCGUCGGUCACCGUAGUUGUGCGGCAGCGAAGCAUUAAUUCAGUUAGCUCAUGUACUUAUGCUGACGAGUUUUCAUCUUCUUCAGCUAGAGUCUUCCUGGACAUCUGCAGUCUGGAUAGACCACUUGCUAAGCCGGGCAUCUGUAACUGUGCCCAUCUUUAUGCUCCAAUUAUCUCACCCACUUAUGAGUGUCAACUCGACCAUGGCUCUGCUCCCUGUUGUAUGUUUGUUUAAACUGCGUCGUCUUCGUUUUUCAACUUAUUUUCACAUUUACGUUAACAUUUCAGCAAGAGUUGGCCGAACACUUAUGCACAAAACAUACACCGUGCCUGCUGUGUAGUUGUUUCCCUGAGAGCAUCCUCUUGCAUCUAUUAAGGGAGCACUCUUGCGUCAUCCCUAUGGAUAUUAUUCGAUUUUUGGCACCAGAACUUCGUACAGAUUAUUACACAAAGGAUGGCCGUCAAAUAUUUCUACAUGACAUUGCACCGCUUUACAUCAGUGCAGUGAGCCGACACCGCAAGCCUCCAGCUAAUCCAACCUCGUUCCCCGAGGGCCUAGCUUCGCAGGAUCCCACGAAUCCAAAUUGGUGGCUUUUCAAGUGUUCUGUUUGUCAGACCAAAUUCAUUUCUGCCUGUCAGCUCGAUUUACACAUGCUCCUCUCUGGUCAUCAAUACUGGUGCCCCUAUUGCCCUUUUGCCUGCACAUCUAUGCGUGCCCUCGCUGAGCAUAUGAAUGACUCCUGCGUUAAAAAGAAAGGCCAGUUUAAAUUCAUUCGGUUGCAAACUCCCACCAAGAGCAAACCCCCGGACACAUCCUGCCCCGCCACCGCCGCUCCCAUUUUCACUACCUCUCUGCCUACCCCGAACGUGUCCCAUGUGUCCGUUUCCCUAACGCCAUCUGUUUGUGCUCCCGUAGUACAUUCGACGACGACGACGACGACUACAAAAGAAUCAUUACCCCUGGGCAUUCGUACCACCAUCGGUCCUAUUUCCCAGUUCCACGGAUGUGAUUUGUGUCCUGUUUUCUGCCUAACACUGGAAGAUCUCAGCAUGCAUCGCCGGACUGUUCAUCGCUGCGCCCCGUUACUCGACGUCUCUACUCCGACUACGAUUGCAUCAAUCGCCUCCACUGCAACUUCGCUUCAGAAUAAUUCCCCGGCAUUCGAUUCGCUUAUCGCAUCAUCGUCUCAAAUAGACGCCACUCUGCUCAAUUCCCACAACCGACUUAUCGCGCCUGCUCCUCCCGCUCGCAUCGUCCCACUGGCCAUUCCUGGUCAGUCGAUUGUCCGCUCCACUGUACCUAUACUGCCCCCUGUUCUCGUGGUCCCGCGAGCAACUGUCGGCCAAUUAGCUGUUCUUCCUCCUCCUCCUUCUUCAGACGUUACUUCGGAAGAGUUAUUUUGUCCCAUGUGCGAAUUUCGUAGCACUGACCGAAGUCAGAUAAUGCAACACGUUCAGGAUUCCCACUGAAAUUUCUUCCUGUGCAUAUCCCUCAUGCUCUCUUCAGAUUAUGGAUCUCGUUCUACCUUUCUUCUUUCUUGUUCCUCAUUUGUUCUUAGGUGUACAGGUUUUUUCCACUUAUUUAGAGCACAACGUAACAUCUUUCCAAAUUUGUUCACCAAUUACUUGUGUUACCACUCGGCUGAGUUAAACCAAUCACUUCCGAGCACGGCGUA
Molecule: messenger RNA, 6303 nt
Organism: Dicrocoelium dendriticum
Lineage: Eukaryota; Metazoa; Platyhelminthes; Trematoda; Plagiorchiida; Dicrocoeliidae
Source: the annotation of a GenBank genome assembly